Messenger RNA from Venturia canescens, 2939 nucleotides. RefSeq lists its product as uncharacterized. The record is from RefSeq and is a predicted model, not a curated record. Bases 144 to 2207 code for a protein of 687 amino acids. Lineage: Eukaryota; Metazoa; Arthropoda; Insecta; Hymenoptera; Ichneumonidae. The transcript has 3 exons.
GAACAAAGAAUUUACUGUCAUAUUGAAAAUCUAAGAGAGCAAAUGUCUGGAAAGCCUUUGUAAACAUCGAUGGGUCGUUAGUUCUUGUGCUGUCGAUAUACGAGUAAGUCAGGAAUUUACUGCGCAUAAAAUAUUAUUAUGCAAUGAAAACGGGCGCUGCGAGUACCCCAACGUCCUCUAGAAAACGAAGAGCGCUUCCAAAACUAUCGGAUUCCUCAAUCGAACAAACAUCCUCCCUAAAAAAACGUCUUGAGGAUUUAUCUUCGGGAUGUUCCUCGAAAUCUACGAAAUCCGGAUCUGAGCACGUGAACACAACGAAAAGUCAUAAACGACACGUGCGAAGGAACAAACAGAUACGAGGACCGAUCAUAAAGUGGAGUGGGAACGAUACGUAUGGGCAAUCCGCAAGGGAAACCGAUAGCGAAAAAAAUUACGUUACAGUCGAUAAUGCCAAAGAAAUCGAACCGACUGUCAGUGAAAAUUGUGAUUCGAACUGUGGAACCGAUUAUCCGUGGGAAAAAAUACGCGAGGUGAUUCGAGAUGUGCCUGCACCGAUCGACGAUGUGGAAUCCAUUUUUGACAAGCCUCUCCCUCGUUCGCCAAGCAUAUUAUCGAAAUUCGUGAACCCAAAUUCAGAGGAAAACAAUGAUAGUAUAGCGGAUGGUCCCCAGCUCAUCGACUUGGAUGACAGCGUUGCUUGCAAUGAUCACGACGAAGAUAUUCUAGUGGUGGGUAAUCAUAGUAAAAAAUAUCCCCCACCAAUCGAGUUAGGAUAUCGCUCCCACCUAGUAGGAAGGCCUAUACCACAGCAUCUACAGAACUGGCAGCAAACGAUCUCCGAAAUCAGUAACAGAGCCCAAGAGAGUAACAAAACGUCGAAGCGUUCGAAGAGAAGAAAAUCUGAAGGGAAAUCACAGCCUCGGAACACCGUCACGGUUCGCGGAAGUCUCGGGAAAAAUACGAAACCAGUCUAUUUCACGUCUUCGUCGUCUUCCUCAGAGGAAUAUGAUGAUGAUAAAGCUUAUAUUUACCAGUGGGACGAGGCCAGACGAAAGUACGUCCGUCAUCCACUGUCCCCAGCGAAAGCCAUCGGUUGGAAAAAAGGCACGGAAGAGAUCGAAAAGGACAAAUUGUGGGACGAGUUUUAUCGAGAAUACAAAGAAUCGUUGCUGCUGGUAAGCGACGAAGCUGCAAAAGCUACUGAGAUUCAUUCAGCGACAAAAGACACCGCUCAAGUUUCGCGAUCACGAAGAAAAUCCAAAAUGUCUAUCGACAUUUUGGAAUCCCCGAAUUUUCAAAUGCCUCGCGAAAGUUUCGUUGAAAAUCGGCAAGUUACCGACAGCGAUUCAUCACCCGCAGACUCUUCUGAUUCUUCUCGCAUGCAGUCUCGUACAGCUGGACGUUUGGUUCUUGAGAAUCAGAAAGCAACCUCGAAACUGUCAGCGAAAAAUGGUCGACUGAAAUUGAGUAAAAAAUCGUUCAAGUCCGUGAGAAGAUCCGGUGAAGAUUCCGAUGAUAUUUUCGAAGUAAAACCCAGUAAAAGAAGGAGGAAAAACCGUAAACGCUUAGUUUCACAAUCCGCCGGUUCCUCCGAAGUAUCGCCAUCAAUUUACAUGCGCGCCGCCGAUGAUUCAUCCGAGGAAAAACUCGUAGCACGAUCGUUUAAAAAGAAGAGAAAGCCUGUCAAAAUAUCGUCGUCAAUUGAUGAGCCGGAAGAAAUUGAAUUCGUAAAUCUAGUUCCGGAAGAAGACGAAGAUUCUGCUCGAUCGGUCGGGCAACUUCGAAGGAAAAGUUUGUCAGAAACUGCUAUCGAAAUCCCGCGAGAACACCGAGUGGCGAAAGCUCGCAAUAGUUUUUCGAGAGCCGAAGAUAAACCGUCGUGCUCGUCUGAUGAGAGUACGAGUGGACAUUCCGCCUUGACCGUAAUAGCCGAUCACAGGCUAAGCCUGUCACCGCAAUCCGUCGAUAAAAUACUGAUAACUGUUCUCGAAGAUACGGAGGAGAAUGAAAGCUUGACGAACAGGAAGAAUUCAUCGGAUUCGAAGAGCACGCAAUUUUCGGAUAAUUCCGAAGUAAGAAUAGACUCGAAAACAAAUCUUAGAAAACCCAGAAGUAGAUCAACACAAAAACUGCUGAAAGGAAUCGUAACGAAAUGCGGUUCUGAUCGAUGGUUAAUUAAUCUCCCGAAAAAUUUCGAAAAUCAGUAAUGAAAUUGCGUUCAGAAAUUUUGCCAAAUAAAUUUAGACAUUUUCGCGGAUUCAACAAGAAGCGGAAUUUUUUCGAAAAUUCAACGCUUUAUUGAUUUUGUAAAUAAAUUAUUUUCCAAGUGGAUGCUGAAAAACAUAUGCAACGUGUGAUGAAACGAAUCGAAAAAUCAUUCAUUAUUUCGCUUGCGUUAGGUUGUAUCAAUUGUAAAAAUUCGAUGAAAAUCGAAAAUUCGUUUGAAAUUCGAUGAUGCCUGGGAUUUUGGAAUCAUUAGGUAAUUUCAAAAAAAAAUUGUUCAAUAAUAAUGCAAUAAAAACAAACCGGACAAACGGCGAGUCUCGUCGACGAAGUUCCAGAAGAUUGUUCAAUUUAGAUUUGAGUUCUUUCUUGUUGAAAUCGUUGGAAUUUUGGUUUUCAAUGGAAAUCAUUCGGGGAUGUCGAAUGAGCAGUUUAUUGAUUUUUUCCCAGGCAAUGUCGUCUUCAUUUUCAGCACUGAUUAACUGUAAUUGUAGUUACAAACGAGUGAUGUUUCGUAACAAAUAAAAACGAGAAAUGGCAAGCAUCAAGAACGAAAUAAUUAAUCCAACGAAUCAUUUGGAACUUUUAAAUCCGAAAAAAAUUGCUUCGUAAGGCUGGUAAUUACUCUCUCAAAAGCCAUCAAGCAUACGAGAACGAUUAUCGAGCAUUUCAAGUCUUUUUUCAUAUCAGUCUUGGCUCAUCCUUACGGUUUGACU